GGCGCGUGUUGUCGUGUGAAGCUUGACGCCGGUCUAAGCCGGACGCUGAUGCGGAUCUUUAGCUUCGGUCUUUUGGAAGUUGAGACGCGUCUAACGUGGUGCAGUCGCUGCUCAUUCUGGUUGUAUUGGGAGGACUUGUGAUGGGGCACAGGGUUGUACUCGGAGUUCCGCGGCGCCGUCCCGUCCAGCUUCUGCCGCCACUCAUGCUCCUCGUCAUCCUGCUGGCAGCGGUUUGGGCAGAGAGCCAAGACUACUACAGUCUGCUGGGAGUCAGCAGAGAGGCCACGACCAGAGAGAUCCGACAGGCCUUCAAGAAGCUGGCGCUCACCAUGCACCCUGACAAAAACCCUGGCGACUCCUCAGCCCAUGAGAAGUUCCUGCAGGUGAAUCGAGCCUACGAGGUCCUAAAGGACCAAGACCUCAGGAAGAAGUAUGAUAAAUAUGGCGAGAAGGGAUUGGACGAGCAGCAGCAGGGAGGACGCUACGAGAGCUGGAACUACUAUCGAUAUGACUUUGGUAUCUACGAUGAUGAUUUGGAGAUCAUCACGUUGGACAGUGGAGACUUUGAGGCAGCAGUAAACUCUGGAGAAAUCUGGUUCAUCAACUUCUAUUUCCCACGAUGUUCACACUGUCACCAGCUGGCGCCAACGUGGAGGGAGUUUGCCAAGGAGAUGGAUGGAGUCAUCAGGAUUGGAGCAGUGAACUGUGGAGACAACAACCACCUCUGCAGGAGGAAAGGCAUCAACAGCUACCCCAGUCUGUUUAUAUACAGAGCAGGACAGAAACCAGAGAAGUUUAAUGGGGAGCGUUCUAAAGACGACCUGGUCCGCUUCUCCAUGCAGUUCAUCACGACAACCGUCACUCAGCUCUGGCAAGGUAACUUGUUCAGCGAAAUAGAGAGUGCAUUUUCGUCAGGGCUCGGCUGGCUGAUCACCUUCUGCUCUGACACUGGAGAUUGCCUGGAGCCAAGAACAAGACAAAAAGUGGCUGCAAUGUUGGAUGGUCUAGUUAAGGUGGGAUGGAUUGACUGCCCCUCGCAGGAACAGCUCUGUGACAGCUUCCAGGUGACCAGUGGAGCAACUGCUUUGUUCCCACCUGGAAGUUCUCUGGAUCAACAAGGCAGUGUACUGUGGCUGAAUACUCUGGACAGUAAAGAGAUUUACAAUCAGGUCAUCAACCAUCUGCCUGAUCUGGAACUGCUGACCAGUGACAGCUUCAAGAGGAAGCUGGCCCGUCAUCGCUGGUUGGUGAGUUUUACGUUUGGAGACAGAAGCCCCACCUCCACUGAGUACAAGAAGCUACAAGCUUUCCUCCGACAGGACCACAUUCAGGUUGGCAGAGUGGACUGUAUAGAAGACUCAGAGUUGUGUCAGUCUCUCUAUAUCCAUAAACCAUGUGUAGCUGUCUUCAAAGGACUGGGAAUCCACGACUUUGAGAUCCACCACAGUAAAGAUGUGUUGUACAACAUUGUGGGUUUUGCAAGGGACAGCGUCCGUGCUCAUGUGACGACUCUGAGACCUGACAACUUUCCCUCAGACAGAAAGGAGCCCUGGCUGGUUGACUUCUUUGCUCCGGUCGAGCAGACAUUCAGAUCUGGGCGGUGGAUUUCUAUGCUCCAUGGUGUGGUCCCUGUCAGGCUCUGAUGCCAGAGUGGAGACGCAUGGCCAGGCUGCUGUCAGGUCAGAUCCUCGUUGGUUCUGUUGACUGUCAGCGGUUUCAGUCCUUCUGUCAGAGUCAGAAUGUGAGGGCAUACCCUGAAAUCCGCCUGUACUCCGGCAAUGCCCGGCAGCCAGAACGCUACACGAGUUAUAAUGGUUGGCACAGAGAUGCCCAUUCACUGAGAGCAUGGGCACUGAGCUCUUUACCCAGAGCCUCGGUGGACCUGACCCCAGAGUCCUUUAGGUCUCAAGUUUUGUCAGGUCAGGAUCACUGGGUUCUAGAUUUUUACGCCCCUUGGUGUGGACCCUGUCAGCACUUCGCCCCAGAGUUUGAGGUCCUGGCUCGGAUUCUUAAAGGUGAGGUUCGGGCAGGGAAAGUGGACUGUCAGGCUCAUCAUCAGACCUGUCAAUCAGCCGGAAUCACUGCCUACCCGACGGUCAGAUUCUACCCGUACCUUGGGACAAGGAGGCAUGAACACAGCGGUGAACACAUCAACAGCCGGGAUGCUAACGUGAUUGCUGACAUCAUCAGACAGCGUCUAGACCAGCUGUCGCCGCGGUUACACAGCAAACCGAAG
Molecule: messenger RNA, 2236 nt
Organism: Morone saxatilis (striped sea-bass)
Lineage: Eukaryota; Metazoa; Chordata; Actinopteri; Moronidae
Gene: dnajc10
Product: DnaJ (Hsp40) homolog, subfamily C, member 10
Source: RefSeq, a predicted model, not a curated record